AUGAGGCUAUGGCUAAGAGGACUGGUCCUCCAGGCUCUGAGAAAUGCCUGGGGCAUCUGUGCGUCUCAUGGGCAGCUGCCGCCUCUAUCUGUCUCUCAGAAGAUUGUGGCCACCUGGGAAGUCAUCAGCCUGGGCAGGCAGCCAGUGCCUGAGUACUUCAACUUUGCCCAUGACGUGCUGGACGUGUGGAGUCAGCUGGAAAGGGCUGGGCACCGGCCCCCAAUCCCUGCCUUCUGGUGGGUCAAUGGCAUGGGAGCAGAGGUCAAGGGGAGCCUUGAGGAGUUGGGGGAGCAGUCCAGGAAGGCAGCUAACGUGCUGGGGGGCACGUGUGGCCUGCAGCCUGGAGACAGAAUAAUACUGGUGCUCUCUCAGCUCCCGGAGUGGCGGCUGGUCAGUGUGGCUUGUAUGCAGACAGGGGCCGUCAUGAUUCCCGGCAUCUCUCAGCUGACAGAGAAGGACCUCAAAUUCUGGCUGCAGACACCCAGGGCUAAGUCCAUUAUCACCAGUGAAUCCCUGGCUCCAAGGGUGGACGCCAUUAGCGCCAGUGGCCCCUCCCUCCAAACCAAGCUGCUUGUGUCAGACAGCAGUGAGUCAUUUAACCAUUUUGAGCCUCAAUUUCCUUAUCUGCAAAGGGUUAUAAGAGAGGCGUCCACAGAGCACAACUGUGCGAGGACCAGGAGUCAAGACCCACCGGCUGUCUACGUCAUAAGCGGCACGACUGGGGCCCCCAGGAUGGUUGAGCACGGCCAGGCCAACUAUGGACUGAGUUUUGUGGCCAGUGGAAGGUACCAGGGGACAGCUCAUCUAGGCAAUUCUGAGAAGACAGCAACAUCAGAGCGAGGGGACUUCUACAUCACAGGGGACUGAGCCCACAUGGACAAGGAUGGCUACUUUUGGUUCAUGGGAAGGAAUAAUGAUGUGAUCAAUUCCUCAAGCUACCGGAUUGGGCCCGUUGAAGUGGGGAGUGCACUUGCUGAGCACCCAGCCGUCCUGGAGUCUGCUGUGGUCGCAAGCAGCCUGGACCCCAUCAGAGGGGAGGUGGUAAAGGCAUUUAUAGUCCUUUCUCCAGCCUAAUCCUCACAUGAUCCAGAGAAACUAACCCAGGAGCUCCAGGAGCACGUGAAAAGGGUGACUGCUCUGUACAAGUACCCCAGGAAAGGUUGCAGGGAUCCUGGAGUUAUCUGCUUGAUUAGCUGUGCCCUCCUCCAAGGCUGCAGGAGUUCUGGCACUGUCUUCUCAGGAGGGAGUAGACCAAGAGAUCUCCAGAGAGACCUCCUGAAAAGACUUGGCAGGUUUGAACGUGCAUUGGCUGCAGAAACUCCAGGGGCUUUGCAUCCUAUGGGGAACUCAGAUAUCCAGUCGCACUGUCCACAUUCAUACCAGGCAACUGGCAUCGCUGCCAUGGGGCCACCAGGAAAUUCCUGCCAAAUUUAACUUUGCUAGUGAUGUGAUAAAUCACUGGGCUGGCAUGGAGAAGGUAAUGGGGCAGAGAAGAGGCACAGAGUUGGAAAAUUUGGCUGAGUUCACUAAUUCAUCCAUUCAUUCAAUAAAUAUGUAUUGAGCAAUUA
Molecule: messenger RNA, 1568 nt
Organism: Balaenoptera ricei (Rice's whale)
Lineage: Eukaryota; Metazoa; Chordata; Mammalia; Artiodactyla; Balaenopteridae
Product: acyl-coenzyme A synthetase ACSM5, mitochondrial-like
Biological process (GO): fatty acid biosynthetic process; acyl-CoA metabolic process
Cellular component (GO): mitochondrial matrix
Molecular function (GO): fatty acid ligase activity; fatty-acyl-CoA synthase activity
Source: RefSeq, a predicted model, not a curated record